This is a messenger RNA of Talaromyces rugulosus, 1770 nucleotides long. RefSeq lists its product as uncharacterized. The transcript is spliced from 4 exons. The record is from RefSeq and is a predicted model, not a curated record. Bases 1 to 1770 code for a protein of 589 amino acids. Gene Ontology annotation, molecular function: long-chain fatty acid-CoA ligase activity. Gene Ontology annotation, cellular component: membrane; endoplasmic reticulum. Lineage: Eukaryota; Fungi; Ascomycota; Eurotiomycetes; Eurotiales; Trichocomaceae.
AUGUUUGGCGACAUCUGCGUCGAGUCUAACGAUACCUCAAUCGACAACCUCACGUGCCUCUACAAGGAGCCGUCCUUUUUCAAGAUGGCCGCCGAAGCUUCCGGUUUGGCGCAGCUGGAUGUCUUCCUCGCUGGAAUAUUCGCCGAAUGGAACAUCUACUCGACCGCCAUUGCAACAACCAUCACUCUCUUCCUUGUGUACAAUCUCUUUUCCUCGAGCGAUCCCGACGUCCAUCCGUUCCUGCUUGCCAGACAGGCUACCGAAGCUCCUGUCCGACAGCCCGGCCGGUCGGCGGCUUUUAGAAGUCUGGAGGUCCCCCAUGGCUUUCCUCUGCGGGCAGGACUCAACGUGAAGGACCCUGAUGCCCCUAGAUGGACUGGCGGGCGCAACGGAGAUCUUCGAGAUGUCUGGCGAGCGGCUGCUCGUGGAACGACCGGCGAAAAUGCCGGCCAACGCGGCAAAAUCCAUAGUGUUCUGGGGAAAAACACGGUUGAUCACAGCCUUGAUGAUGUGACUGCAGAAAUCAAUGUUAUCGGCAGGCAGAUCCAGGAGUCUCAAGUAAAGACUGUUGCCGUGAGCUUGUCCGACUCGGUGGAGCUGCUAGCUUUGAUCUUCGCUGGCGCCUUCUACAACUUUCAGGUUGUGAUAAUCCCCCACAACCUCGCCCCAAAAGAUCUGGCAACUUAUUUGAAAAAGGCCCAGGCCCAGCUGCUAGUUGCUGAAGCCGGUGCUGUUGACCUCACUAUUGUUUCCAAGGGCAAUGCGCAAUUGAAGCAUGUCAUCUGGGUAGUGAAACAAGGUAGCAGACAUAUGGAUUGGAGCGAGGUCCCUGAUGGUAUUGGAGGCAAUCUUGACGUAUCUGUUUGGCACGAGACCGUCAAGGAGAAAAAGCAGUUGACUGAUACCGAGGUUCCUGCGUCUGAACCAAAAUCUGAAACUCCUUCAAUUUUGGCUGUAUGGCCGUCAUCUGGAGAGUUCAUUGAAUACAAGCCCCAGAAUCUUGUAUCCGGCAUCGGCGCUAUUCUCAGCUCUCUCCCAAAGACCCAGCGACUCAGCCCAACCGACGUGGUGCUAUCAGUCGACUCCCUUUCACGCCCGUAUCCGCUAUGUUGGGUCAUGGCUGCUCUCUACUCCAAUUCGUCGGUUGCUCUCAACUCGGUAGCAGGAGAACAUGUCGACUUUGCCCUUGCAACAGCUGGCAUAUCGCCCACCGUGAUUUUGUCUUCGGCUCGCACUGUUGCUCAGUACCACAAGAAGAUCAUGAAACCCCACACAGGACCAAUUUCUUCUCUGAGCCGUUGGAUCCAAGCCCGGGCUCUUGAUGCUGGCAAAAUGCCGUCGCAAAACAUUUUCAGUCGAUUAGCAAACCUAGGCCCCACUGCUGAACUAUCACUGUCCAAGCUGCGUUUGCUUGUGAUUCCUUUCCGUGUGGACGAGUCAUCUGACGAUCUUCUCACCAGUGAGCAGUUGACCGACCUGCGGAUUUUCACCGGAGCUCGCGUUAUUUAUGCUUUGACUGCACCGGGAGUGGCUGGCGCUGUCAGUCAAACCCACGUAUUUGACUAUAGACGAAACACAGGUCUGGCACACUUUGGCGCUCCACCCAGUAGCGUGGAAAUCGUUCUCAGUGGCCAUGCCGAGGACUCUGGCAUCGAGAGAGCCACCGAAGGACAGCUUAUUGUGAGUGGGCCGGCAGUCGUUGGGGGCACGACCACGAUCCCCGUACGUGCGCGGUUCCUUCAAGACAACACCCUGCAAUUGCUCAAGUAA